This is a messenger RNA of Apus apus (common swift), 381 nucleotides long. RefSeq names its product gamma-crystallin B-like. Gene Ontology annotation, biological process: lens development in camera-type eye; visual perception. Lineage: Eukaryota; Metazoa; Chordata; Aves; Apodiformes; Apodidae. Gene Ontology annotation, molecular function: structural constituent of eye lens. The record is from RefSeq and is a predicted model, not a curated record. The transcript is spliced from 3 exons.
AUGCAUCCCUCACUUCUCUUUCAAGCCAGGAAUGCAGUAGUUAACCACACACUGAGGAGGGACUAUCCUGACUUCCAAAAGUGGUUCAGACUCUGCAAUUCCAUCAGAUCUUACCAUGCAAUCCCUACAGCCCUAUGUAAGAGAGGAGCUUCAGACCAAGUAUUGGAGCUCACUGAUGAUUGCCCAUUAGUCCCAGGUUACAUCCAUCUCCCUGAUAUCUGCUCCUUCAAUGUAUUGGGUGGCUCUUGGAUCUUGCAUGACAUAUCCAGCUUCCAGGGCUGAUGGUAUUUACUGAAACCCAGGGAAUACAGAAGAUUCCUUGACUGGGGUGCAGUAAAUGCCAAAAAUGUCUCUUUGCAGAGGCUGGCUGACUUGCACUGA